AUGUCCGCAUCAACCGACGCCACCCCGGCAUCCAAUGUUCUUGGCACUAUCGGCACCGUUUUCUGGUGUAUCCAGCUCGUCCCCCAGAUAUGGUAUAACUGGCGACGGAAGAAAACAGAAGGGCUGCCUCCCGCAAUGGGGUUCUUGUGGGCUAUUUGUGCUGUGCCCAUGGGCGUGUAUCUGAUCCUACAGGAAGUCAAUCUCCCGAUGCAAAUCCAGCCUCAGGUUUUCGGGACUUUUUCGGCCAUUAUUUGGGCCCAGAUUCUACAUUAUGACCAAACAGCAGUUACACCUCCCAAAAAGCCACAUUCGCGUAUCCCAUACAACAAGGGCAUCACCUGGCCGGAUCUCCUGGUGGGUGCGAUAGCCACGGUACUUCUCGCUGGCGGAAUGCUACCAAUAUACUUUGAAUUGGGGAAAAGGCAAGGACGGGUGAUCGGAAUAAGUACGUGGUACUCAUGUUCCCCGGGGGCGAAGGCGCGAAUUCUGAUCGACAUAGAUUGGGUCUUCUUAUGCAUCGACACGCUGGGAGGGCUUUUUUCAAUUUUCGCCCUUGUGACCAGUGUGGUACUCGAGCUGGGAAUUUACCUCAGCCACAUCAUUUGGCGCAUUCGGUUCCGUGAGGCCCGAAAGGAAGCCAAGCUUUCGGGGGGAAAUGUGGAGGACGUUCUCCGAAUGUCUAGCCCGGCGUAG
Molecule: messenger RNA, 693 nt
Organism: Aspergillus costaricaensis CBS 115574
Lineage: Eukaryota; Fungi; Ascomycota; Eurotiomycetes; Eurotiales; Aspergillaceae
Product: PQ-loop repeat-containing protein
Exons: 6
Coding region: 1-693 (230 amino acids)
Source: RefSeq, a predicted model, not a curated record